Molecule: messenger RNA, 1937 nt
Organism: Malania oleifera
Lineage: Eukaryota; Viridiplantae; Streptophyta; Magnoliopsida; Santalales; Ximeniaceae
Product: probable pectate lyase 12
Exons: 4
Coding region: 437-1888 (483 amino acids)
Molecular function (GO): pectate lyase activity
Source: RefSeq, a predicted model, not a curated record
AAAUAAGGAUGAGAUGAUUAAUUAGUCUAUUAAUUAUCCUCUUCCCAGAGACCAGAAUGGUCUCUCUCUCUCUCUCUCUCUCUCUCUCUCACACACACACACACACACACACACACACACACACACACACAGAGACUUUACAGUGAAACCAAAAGCCAGUUAGAAUGAUUACUGACGAGGAAUGAAGACAAAAGCACAGAAUGGAGAAGACUGUGAGUUGAGAAAAGGAAAAACAGAGAGCUAAUUUUCUUCUCCACUUGCUUUAGACUGUUACUGCGGUGUUCAUCACUGUAAUCACACUUCAAUCUUCUUCCACAAUGCUUCUCAGCGCAAACUAAUCGUCUAAGGCCCAAACCCAGAAAAUAUCACACAAAAAUCUUAAUCUCUCUCUCUCUCUCUCUCUCUCUCUCUCUCUCUCUCUCUCUGCGCAUGAACAAUGCUCCACGGGACCUGCAUUGUCCUCUUCUCCCUUCUGAGCUCGCUUUCCCCACUCUGUAGAGCAAUGCUGAAUCUCACUCUCACUCCCCCUCGUCAGCAUCCCAACCCCGACGCCGUUGUUCAAGACGUCCAAAGAAUGAUUAAUGCGUCCUUGUCAAGAAGACAAAUGCUGGAAUACUCCCAAACCGGCGAAUCAUCCUCGUCGUCGUGCGCCACCGGCAAUCCCAUCGAUGACUGCUGGCGGUGCGACCCCGACUGGAGCGUCAACCGCCAGAGGCUCGCCGACUGCGCCAUCGGCUUCGGCAAGUACGCUGUCGGCGGCAAGGGUGGUGAAAUAUAUACCGUCACGGACUCCUCCGAUUACGACGCCGUGAACCCCAAGCCCGGCACCCUCCGGUACGCCGUCAUCCAGGACGAACCCCUCUGGAUCGUCUUCGCGGCCGACAUGGGCAUCCACCUCUCGGAAGAGCUCAUCUUCAACAGCCACAAAACCAUCGACGGCCGCGGCGCCGACGUGCACAUUCGCGGCGGCGGCUGCCUCACCCUCCAGUACGUGUCCAAUAUCAUCAUCCACAACGUUCACAUCCAUGACUGCUACUCCUCGGGGAACACCAUGGUGCGCUCCAGCCCAUCGCACUACGGGUACCGCACGAGAUCAGACGGCGACGGGAUCUCCAUCUUCGGGGCGACGGACAUCUGGGUGGACCACUGCAGGCUGUGGAACUGCAAUGACGGUCUGAUCGACGCGGUGAUGGGGUCCACGAGGAUCACGGUUUCCAACAGCCAUUUCUCGCGCCACAACGAGGUGAUGCUGCUGGGCCACAGCGACGAAUACGAGCCGGACACGAAUAUGCAUGUGACGCUGGCGUUCAACCACUUCGGGGAGAGGCUGGUGCAGCGGAUGCCUCGGUGCCGGCGCGGCUACUUCCACGUGGUGAACAAUGAUUACACGGAGUGGGAGAUGUACGCCAUCGGCGGUAGCGGUAACCCUACCAUCAUUAGCCAGGGCAAUAGAUACACUGCGCCUUCGGAUCCUUACGCCAAGGAGGUGACGAAGCGCGUGGACACAUCGGACAAGGAUUGGAAGAACUGGGUGUGGAGGAGCAAUGGAGACCUAAUGGCGAACGGAGCCAUAUUCGUGCCGUCUGGUGGGCUUGGGCUGGAGAGCUUAAAAGCCGACACUGUGGACCCCAUCUCUGCCACUUACAUAGACCAACUCACCGUGAACGCCGGCGUCUUUCUGCCCGCCAGGGACAUCAGAGAGGGGAAGUGGUAUGCAGGGGCGCCAAGUAGUGGAGGAAUUGGCCUAGUGUCUGAAAACUGGUACGGGGGCUAUGACGAAUUCGACGAGUCGCCCGCAACGCCUCCUUCCAUUCUCUGCUACUUUCUAGUUGUAUUGUCCACACUCUUGUUAUUUUGUGCAUCAAAUCUAGGACCCCUGCAAUUGUGACAAGAAAUCAAGUUAUGAUUUUAAGAAAUCAAGUCAUGAUUUUUAUCUU